AUGUCGCAACUCUACCGCGACCCAUGGGCCAAGCGCGAGGCAUGGCGCAAGCACCCCGUCUUCUCUCACCGUUUCUUUGCACGUAACAUCUUCCCCGGUUUCGGAUUGGGACUCGGCGCGUUCGCAGUGUACCUUGCGAUCGACACCAUUACACAUCCUUCCAACAUUGAGAAGCUCAAAGAAGACGCUCGCAAGCAGACUGGCCGCGAUCACUAG
Mycosarcoma maydis (corn smut) is the source of this 216-nucleotide messenger RNA. RefSeq lists its product as uncharacterized. Gene Ontology annotation, cellular component: mitochondrion. The record is from RefSeq and is a predicted model, not a curated record. Bases 1 to 216 code for a protein of 71 amino acids. The transcript has a single exon. Lineage: Eukaryota; Fungi; Basidiomycota; Ustilaginomycetes; Ustilaginales. Gene Ontology annotation, biological process: mitochondrial respiratory chain complex I assembly; electron transport chain.